UCUCAUUCUUUGUUUCUCAGCAGUCGACCUGGUAGACCUCCGAAACGAAACAUUCCUCUCUCACUCACACCAACAAUCCAUGGACUCUCUCGUAUGGGACCCACUCUUGACCUCCUCAAAAGACCUAAACUGGAAAAUGGCCACCACCGUCUGCCAUUCAAUGGAUACGAGCACUUGGCUGCAGCCUCCCCGUAUCUCCUGGCUACUCAUCCAGCAUUCCUCCCAUCAUCCAUCUCCAUGCCGACCAACCAUCUGACUACAUCACCCACCAAGGCUGCUGAGAUGCACCACCUUCACCAUGCCGACCUGGGAGCCGCCCAUCUCCACAACCUGCACAAACUAUCUGUAGGCAUCCCAAGAUCGUCAAGCCAACCCAGCUCACACAGCCAUGCAUCAGUCGACAUCGACGACCACGAUGAAGGUCUAGAGAAUGGGGAUCUCUCUCCACGCUCCUCGGACGGCCCCAGCCCCAGGAUGGGUGGGUCACAGGGUGGACUCUCCCCAAAGAGUGAUUCAUCAUCGGCCAUGCACGAAGACGAGGACGAGAAGGAGAGUGAUCGUAUUCACCAGGAGGCAAUGGCAGCCAUGGAACACAGCCUAGGUACACGAGAUUUGAUCAGACAACAUCUACAAAUGAUGACAAAUGCAAGAGAGGAGAACAAACCCUCAGGCAUGAAUGGAUCUCUCUCUGAGGGAGGGGCACACCCAAGAGGGGAGGAGUAUGAACAGCUCCAUGGCAACAAUGCCAACCAAUCAGGGAUGCCCAUGAGUGGAUUGACAGCUAGUGACAUGCUUUCACAUCAAGUGGGUCCAUCCUCCAUGGAAACUCUCCUCACCAACAUCCAGGGUCUACUCAAGGUAGCAUCAGACAAUGCACGUCAGAGAGACAAACAGAUCAACCUUGAAAAAGCUGAACUGAAGCUUGAAUUGUUGCGUGAGCGUGAACUAAGAGAGUCAAUGGAAAAACAAUUGGUGGCUGAGCAGAGGAGGUUUGCUAUCCUUGCCCGUCGUCUCAAGAGGGAGAAACGCAGCAGGAGACGUCUCCAAGAGCAAGCGGAGUCAACGACCCAGCAGCAACAACAACAGCAGCAGAGAGAGCGUGAGAGGGAGCAGCAGAAAAUGAAGGGCUCCAUGUCAGACCAGGAGCCAAGCAGGAGCCCACCCAUUCAGACUAUCCAACCCAUCCAGGCAGCGGCGCAGGAAUCUAUCAGGGCACUCAACGGUGGAGACAGGAGACCUAGCUGUCCAGACGUCUAUGAGAAAGAGGAAAUGUCACCAGAGAUGGAGAUUGAUCGUGAAAGAGCUAACAACGUGGUGAGGAAUGAGGCUGUCAGCCGACUCCAAGAUGCCAGAAUGUACUUCAAGAACUCCCUCCUCUUCAACCCUGGACUGGCCACGUAGACCGCUCCCAUCUUGGUUACCAUGGCAACACUGUAUCUAGCCCUACUGGAGGGACAUGUAAAAAAAAAGAAGAACAGUUACUGCUUGACCUUGAAAGAACUCCGCUCCUGAUAGGAUGUAGAAAUCCUUACACAAUAGCGUGAGAUGGAUUGCAGCAACGAAAUGAGUGAAUGUAUUCACUUUUUGUGCAGAGGAUAUAUAGAUAAGGUUCCAUACAAGAUGAUCUAAGAUGACAUUAAAGAGCCCAGCUCAGGAGGGAUACAGCAGUAUGGACUCAUUAAGUGGAUGUACAAAAGGAAGACAUUGUAAUUAUUGUAGCUGUCUUCAUCAAGAUGGUGUUCACAGGCUCGUAAUAUUAGUGAAUCAACGUACGAUGAGAAUACUAUCAGAAAGAUGGAGAAACAUUUUAGAAGAAUGUAUAUAGUAUUUUGUGAGGCUAUUGGAGAUUUAUGAUGAAUGUGUGCUGUUGCUGUUACCUUCCCAUAAAUAUGAAUACUUGGGCAGAAUUGACCUUUUGUCCACCACAUAGAGUGAAGAUGCCAAGUUUGAUGUAAAUUGAUGUAAAUAUGACCUUGCAAUUCUAACCUUACCAGCCAUAGCUACUGUUUGUUCUGUUAGGACUUUUCUUGAUUUCAUUUAAACCUAACAUUGUAAAAAUAAAUGACAGACUAUAUAUUAGAACUUGCAAUGAUUUUAUAGAGCAUUUUGCAAUCAUGUAACUUGCCAUGGUGGUAAAUCUAGUAAACAUAAUCUCAUCACUAGGCCUAUACCAAACUGAAUGACUAAGAACCAAAGCUUUCAAGUGCAAAUGGGUUAUUGGUAUAAAAGCUCUAUUUAAGAGUUAUCAAUUGUAUAAAAUUUAGCCAUUAAAUCUCUAAUUUGGGCAUUGUUUAUGUACAUGAAUUUCCUGAGCCUGAGUUUGUAUAUUUAUUAUUUAUUAAUGUAUGAUAUUGCCUCUGCAUGAUACACCACUGGCAAGUGUGAGUGAAAAUGAUGUACAGUUUUGAUUAGAAAAUGGAUUUCUUUGGUUUAGCCAGAGUAUAUUCAAAUUGAUUUCAUUUUCCAGUGGCUAUCAUAAUCAUUAUUGGUUAAUCUGCAAUCGGCACCCAUGCUUGCAGCUGGUACUGCAAUAGUUCAUUUCAUCUGUUAUAUAUUAGAGGUCAUGAACUUUGACCCUUAGCAUAAUCCUUUACCAAUUGUGAUUUCAGUUAUUGACCUCUCUGAGUUAAAGCAUUUUCUCCCAAAGUUUGCAUUCACAAAGCUGUCCCAAACAGAGUCAUGUAUAACUUUAUUCCAUAGUUCUGUCCUUUUACUGGCACUUCAUGGUGGAAAUCAAAUCAUCUAAUGAUGAUAUUAUGCUUUUAAUAUAGCACUUAACCCAUGAGAAUGAUAUUUCUUAGCAAUUUAUGAAUGUAUUUAUUAUUACCCCCACCAUCAUAUCCUUAUUUGCCAAAUUAAUUUAAGAAACCUGCACUUUAUACCCCUUAUGUUCAUUUGGGACUUCAGAUUUUUCACAAACUAAAGCACAUCUUUGGUAAAAUUGAAUCUCCUCCUGACUUUUUAGUAAAAUAAAAUUAACUUGAUAUACUUGCCAUAACGCUAUGCAGAAUAUGUACAUCUCGCAGUUGCCAUUAUAUUAUUUGAAAUAGCAUACAAGAUGAUAUAUCCAUAUACUCAUAGACAAUGUGCUGCGACUACUAACAUUUGUUUAUGUAAUUUUGUUUAUAUGGUUAAUGUAGUAAAUUAUUUUGUUUCAAUUUAUUUUAUUUCGAAUAUGAUGCAUAGGCAGGGAUCAUGCUUGUCUUGAUCGGCCAAUCUAUGCUAUGAUCGAAGUUUAAUUUUUUUUCAAUCAAAUUUAGAUUUUACUCUUCAAAAACACCCUCCCUCUCUAUUGCUACAUGACCAUUUGUAAAUGAAUUCCAUAUUAGCUAAGCCCAGUGUAUUUGGUAAGUAAUGGCAAAGGCUGCAUUACAACGGUAGCGUCUGUCAUGCUUUCUAUCUCUUAGAACUUGCUGAAAUUCCCCUUGUGUUUUGAACAUUUUAAAUCGCUGUACUAUGAUGCACUAUUUGAAUUUUGGGCCAGUCUUUUGUGUGUAUUUAUAGUGUAUAGUUUAUAUGCUGUACAAAAGUUGAUGCAAAUGUAUUAUGAUUGACCCUGCAAUUGAGACAUUGUUAUGUAAUAGAUAUAUGUUACAUGAAGACUAUAGGGUGAGAACAAGAAGCAUACAGGGUGUAAGCUCAAAAGUUGUAAAUCGUUUGUUUCGUGGUGAUAUUUUUUAUAACUUUUUUUGAAAUACCUAGACGUAGUACUAAAUGACAGCAGAAGGAAACAAAUGUUUAUAUAUUUUUUUUUCAUUUGACAACAUAUACAUGGAAAAUUUGUCAUUUCAUCUGUAUCACAUCCAUAUUAGGAAUUUGAAUUUUUAAUGUAAUGACCUGAUAUAUUCAUUAGUUGUUGUGUUUUUUUACAAAAUGAUAUUAUGAUUUAUGUGUUUAAUUUAUAUUAAGAUGAUUUUUUUUAGGUAUUCCCCUGUUCAUUUCAUUCUUCUCAUUCAUUCUAGUUUGUUGAGAGAUGUAUUUUCAGUAUUAUAUUUUGAUGUAGAAUGGAAUAGAAAAAAAUGAAGACCGUUCUUUGUUAGAAACCUUCUUACGCAAUUAUCUUCAUUACAUCUCUCCCGUGUUAGCCUAAAUAAUUUUUGUGAAGUAAAGAAAGAAUUGUUCCAAGACUUGGAUAAGGUAGUCACAUCACAUUUGUUUGCCCAUUGUUUGAGGUUAAUAUGUGUCAUAUUGAAAUGACCUGUAUCAUAGACAUUCCUGUGUUGUGCCCAUUUGUAUAUUAAUUAUUGUAAGUUGCUUGAAAGAUAUAAUUUUCAUGAUCAUUCAAUUUAUCAGAUGUAUUUCUUCUGCACCAUUUUUUCAUAAUGAUAUAAAUAAUGUUUAUUUGGUAGGCUUUUUUUUCUAUUUCAAUAUAGUUUUCCCCAUUCAUUCGAUUUAAUUUUGUUAUAUUUUUAUCUCAGGGUUGCAAAGAUUUAGAAGAACACAUUUUGUUUCACCCCAUUUUGGACAUUAAAAUCAACUUCAGUUUGGUUAUGGGUUUUCUACCUAUCAUUCAUUUCUUAUCAAUGUUAUUACAUAAAGAGAGUGGAGAAUUGGGGAAACAAUUUUUUUGGCAUUGGAAUAAAAUUACUUGGGCCACUUUUUAUAGUGCUAUGCAGGUGAUAUUUUAUUACUUGUUUCUUUACAACCAUGCACAUUUAUGGAGCUAAAUAAAAUUGCAGGUAUAUUCCCAGUUUCUUGCUAUAAAUUGCAUAAACAAGAUUUUUUUUUGACAAAGUUGAGAACUGUCCAUUGAUAUUAUUAAAAAAUUACAUAAUCAUACAUGGGCAUAAGAAUUAAAAGGUCAAAAGUCAUAUACUGGAUCAUGUACAGAACAUAAUGUCUCACAAUGAAUUUCAACCCCACCCUUAUAUAUAUGGUGCUCACUUUAUGAAAUCUUCUUCUUCAAUAAAACCACCUUUACUGAAGAUUCUUUAUGAGAAAGGUAUGAAUGUAUGUGUGACUAUGGAAUCUGUUGUGUACAUCUUAUUCUUGUAACAAAAAUUGUGUAAAAAUUACAGAUUUGAAUUUAGAAACAGACAAAAAAAAGCAUAAAACUAUUGUAGAUCAAUGUUGUCUUGUUAUUGUAGAAUUUAGAUGUAAAUUGUUUUCAUUUUAUCAGUAGCGCAAAUUCUUUGAUUUAAUUAUUUUUGUCAUUACCAUUUUGUUUAUUUUCAUCCUCAUUUUAAACUUUAUCAUUUGUUGAUAUGUUUGCUCUUUCCAAAGUAAAUAAUUUCUUUUAAUUUAUUAGGGAAGCGAUAUUGCAAUAAAGUUUGGGCCCUUGAGCCCACAUCGAGUUCAGUGUAA
Molecule: messenger RNA, 5304 nt
Organism: Lytechinus variegatus (green sea urchin)
Lineage: Eukaryota; Metazoa; Echinodermata; Echinoidea; Temnopleuroida; Toxopneustidae
Product: dachshund homolog 1-like
Exons: 10
Coding region: 94-1401 (435 amino acids)
Source: RefSeq, a predicted model, not a curated record